Coregonus sp. 'balchen' is the source of this 13286-nucleotide messenger RNA. Lineage: Eukaryota; Metazoa; Chordata; Actinopteri; Salmoniformes; Salmonidae. The record is from the annotation of a GenBank genome assembly.
AUGACCUCCUCCAACCUUGCUAUUCCCACCUGGCCAAUAAAGAGCUUCCCUGAGUUUCAGAGGUUAAUUCUCCGGCAGGUCUGACUGCGGAUGGAGAAGGGUAUGUGGUUGAGUGGUUUAACACAUGGGCAUGGCUGAGCAAGGCACGGCAAGAGGGUGGGGUGAAAUGUGACGGGUAGUAUGAAAUUAGAUCUUCAAAGGUAGAAAUUCAUAUUUAUGGUUUGGCAAUAGCCAGAGUAACUUUAUCUUGGGAAGAGUUGUUUUCAAAAGAGUACCGAAAGUGUAUGCACUCCUCUUUGAUUCCAGCAAUAUUUUCUUUGGUCAAGUAUUGGCAUCCUUGCUAGACCCAAGUCCAGGUGGCUGUUGGGGUAAGAUUUCCAAACCAUCUGAAUGCAGAAAUAUCCUGCUGUGUCCCACUGGUGGGGCCAUGGUUGGAGCAUAUGUAUCCACUCCCAGUCAUUUGAAAGAAACCUCUGUAUUGCUGAUCCAGGCUGAAUAUUGUAUCCAGCUAUUCACUGUUCAUACUGUAUUUACUCAGAAAUGAAUAUGUUUUAAUGAAACCCUGGUGAUUGCCCUCAAGCCUUAGUUUGGGGAUGUUAUGGGCCAAUGUUUCAACUAGUUCUGUGCAAGGCCCUAGGUCUCCUCAUUGACAUGCAGUCUAAUGUCUUAUAUUAUUUUAAUUUCUCUUUCUCUCUCCCCCCAGGGACCUCAGGAGCAACCUCAUCAGCACCAUCAUGCCUGGAGCCUUCCAAAGUUUAUCUAAACUUCGGAAGCUGUAAGUGCAUACAGUAUCAGCUCUGUUUUCAUUAUAUCUUGUGCACUGUAAACAGUCAUAUUACGUAUAUAAAUAGUGGGUUUAGUUGCCACGGUUUCCCUGCAUGGCUCUGUAUUGAGUAUUUUCAAAACCAGCACACAUAGUCACAACAUUUUAUGACACAUAAAACUGUAUGUAAAAGCCUGGCUGGCUCAGAGAUGUGUUGUGGAUGACUGUGCUAAGUGUAUGUGCUGGUCUGUGCUGAUCUCUGUGGGGCCUGGGAUGACAUGUCUAGUGCCCUGCUCUGCCGCCAUGGAAACCUCAGGGCCACGCAGAGGCUCCUCACACGUCAUUGGAUGUGACAGGGCAGCAGUUUGCGGUCGCUCGUAGCUCACUCAUUGUGUGUUUGGACAAUCGGCUCUGGUCCUCUGCCCUGCGCUGCAUGACUCUCUUUUCCCCUCCCUGAACUGCUUGUGUUUUCCCUGCAAGGUCUGGGGCUUUUCAAAACAAACAGGGAGAGAUAAAGACACACUCUCGACAGCUCUCUGCUGGGUUUUGUCAGGGGGACAGUGGAACAAGGCUCACUCUGACACUGUCCUUAUACCAUGCAGACACAGCAUGCAGGGGCUGCAGAGUGCAUUUGCUCCUUCUUUGGUGAUAAGGCUUUACAAGAGGCUCUAUGGUCUAUGUCGAUAAGGAAGAUUCACAGGUCACGAGAGUGUUGCAAAAUUCAAAUUCCUUAUCCUGCUGUGUUACACACUGGCUAGUUGAAUGAAUGGAAAUUGUGAAAGAUGUGCCUACAGGCCAAGAAACCCACUUUGGAUAAGACUUUGUUAUUGUAAACAAAUUAAAAUAAGAAGCGGAAGUCUAUUGGCCAAUGUGCUGGAGAAGCCAGUUGUUCCCAAUGAGAUCACAAAAACAACAUGCAGAGUGUCAAGAUUAGGGUUGCAAAGGUACCGGUAAUUUACCAAAGUUACCGGAAUCUUAAGUCAUUUUGGUAAUUUAUACUUGAAUAACUUUUUUAAUGAAGAAAGUACCUAAUGUGCAAUGGCAUUAUUUUCAAUGAACUUUGCAACUCUUCCAACUAAUUACUUUUUUCACAAUAGCCAUCAGUUUGACAACAAAACAUUGACAACAAAUACAUAUUGACAUAGUCAAAUAAAUAAAGGUUUGUACAAAAUAUAUAUGAAGGAUAUUUCAUGCUGUAACCCUCAUUUAAACACCAAUGGUAUUCAUUAAGUUGAUGGUUUAUAUAUAGGAUAAUGUUUUACAGCUUUGUCAUUCUAUUUUGUAUUUAAAAAAUUAUUAUUCACCGCUGUGCUCUCACUGUCCUUGUUAUCUCUCCUAGUGACCUGUCCAACAACCGCAUUGGCUGCUUGACUCCAGACAUGUUCCAGGGACUCACCAACCUCACCAAACUGUAAGCAGCCUAAAUGACUGACCAUAAAGCAACACAUCCUAGUGUAGUAUUGUGGGUACCUAGUACAGUGAUCAUGAUUACACAUCUGUCUGUUUUCUCCUGUUAGGAACCUCUCUGGGAACAUCUUAUCUACCUUGGACCCGGGGGUCUUCCAGGAGAUCCCCUCUCUUAAGCUUGUGUGAGUACUGUUCACUGCUCCUAACUGUCAUCACCUUUUUCACUGUUUGCUCCAGACAGAUGUUUGCAUAAUCUUCGUAAGCGAUAUAAAUGCAAUCUAGGCAAUCUGAUCACAUUUUUCUCCCAAUAGGCUUAGUUCAAGCAAUGGACAGCCUUUUGUCACAUCUGACAUGUUGAUCCUAUAAUGGACCACCAGAGAAUAGAUCUGAACUGUUGGGCAACAUGCCGUUAGAGGGAAAGUGACCCGCUCCUCAGUGUAAUCUCCCUUGAUGAAUGGUGUUGUAAAAUUCCCUGCUUUUUCUCACCAGGAACUUUAACUCUGACUUUCUGUCAUGUGACUGUGGGCUGCGCUGGGUGCCGGGUUACUUUCGCACCAGUGCAGCCUGGCUGGGGGACGAGACCAUCUGUGCCUAUCCCAGGAACCUCCAUGGAAAGCUCCUGCGUGAACUGAGGGAAAGUCAGCUGAGCUGUGGUGAGUGUGUGACAGGAAAUUGAAUGCAUAUGAAUGCGGUGGUUCACCACUAUCACCCCUCAAAUAGUAUGAAAACUUGACAAUAUGAAUGACAGAGUAAUCGUUUUCUCAUGCUGAUAUUAUGAGAUGUCCCUAAUCUGUUAGGUAGGUGUCCCCUGUAGCUCAGUUGGUAGAGCAUGGCGCUUGCAACGCCAGGGUUGUGGGUUCGUUUCCCACGGGGGGCCAGUAUGAAAAUGUAUGCACUCACUAACUGUAAGUCGCUCUGGAUAAGAGCGUCUGCUAAAUGACUAAAAUGUGUUUGUGAAAAGUAAUAAGCUGUGAGUGAGCAAGUAGAAACACAUAAGAAGCGCAAUAAAAACGCAAAAGACCAAUGUUUUGCUAUCUCCAAUGACCUGUUUUCUAUUGUUUUUCCUCUUCCACUCAGUGGGCUGUCUUUCCAAGUGCGCCAGCUAGCUUUGUUGUGCUUCCUCUGCGGUCAGCCUUUAUGAAUUGUGGCUGUCUGCAUCCAAUAUUCCUAAAAAAGCAGGCUCAUAAUGGCUUCAUCUGAAAUAUUUAGCUGAGGUUGUGUAAUGAGAGAGCAGCAGAAGUAACCUAGAGUGAUUUGUUAUGGUCUCAUCUGCCUUCCCUUCUCCUGGCUGUGCUGUGUAUUCCUUUCCUCACUCAGACGGGCCUCUGGAGCUGCACACCCUGUCUCUCCUACCCUCCCAGCGCCAGGUGGUCUUCAGGGGGGACCGGCUGCCCUUCCACUGCACCACCGCCCUGGUGGACAAAAUCACUGCGCUGCACUGGCGCCACAACGGCCAGCUGGUGACCUCUGACCCUGAACAGGGCGUCAGUCUAGAGGCCAGCGUGGUUCAUGACUGCACCUUCAUCACCAGGUAAUGUUACAGUACUGAGGGGUCCACUGGUAUAUUUGUCGUUCCCAGCACUGUCUUCUUACCUUUCAUUGUACUCCUCAAUUAUGUCUUAUUUUCAUGUUUUCAGUAUAAGGUCUAAGUGAAAUAUGUUUUUGAUUUAGUAAUAUGUUUGGCCAGUGUUUGGUUCACACAAAUUGACGAAAAAAACAACACUGUUUGUUUAGUUUCUGCUGAUAGGACAUGUUGUGUAGUGUGCUGUCUGUGUAUGUGUGAUGGCAGUGACUAAUGUGCUGUCUCCUCGUUGCAGUGAGCUCAUCCUGUCCAACGUGCAUGUGGAGGCCAGUGGAGAGUGGGAGUGUGUGGUGGCCACUGGGCGGGGCAACACCUCCCGCAGCGUGGAGAUAGUGGUGCUGGAGAACAGCGCCUCCUUCUGUCUGGAGGAAAGAGUCACUAACAACCGGGGAGAGUUCAAGUAAGGAAGAAAACAAUAAUUCCCCUCUCCAGAAACAAAAUCCACAAUAAUAACAGUCCUUCUGAUUAAAACAUGCUGCAUCCUCCUCCCUUGGUGUUUUUUUCUAGGUGGCCCAGAACCCUGGCAGGUAUCACCUCCUACCAGUACUGUCUGCAGCUGCGCUACCCAUCCCUGUCCGUGGGUGGCGCUGUGGAGCAGAAGCAGGCAUCACGAUACUGUGACCGCUCAGGGAGCUGGGAGGAGGGAGACUACGACAACUGUCUCUACACCAACAACAUCACGCGGGUCCUAUACACCUUCAUCCUGGUCAGUGCCAGGGGUUGUGCUUGGGCUGUCCCAAAUUCAUUUAGCCCACUACCUAUGAAAUCAAAGUAUGAUACAUACUUAUGGUAGUAAUAUUUAAAUAGUUGUUGCCUGAAAGGUAAAUGUGUAAAAGUAACAAAACAUAUGAGUUAUUUGCUUUAAAAUAAUCAUACUUCUCUCUUUUUCCAGAUGCCAAUCAAUACCUCUAAUGCGGUUACUCUGGCACAUCAGGUGCGCAUAUACACUCUGGAGGCAUCCGGUUUCACUGACACCAUGGACGUGAUGUACGUGGCCCAGAUGAUGGAGAAAUUCAUGGAAUAUGUCCGACCACUGCGAGAGGUGGACCGAUGAGAUCUAUAAACCCUCAAAGCAUGUUUUAUGGGUUUUAUUUUGUGUCUGCAUUGUCUUGAAUUGGAAAUAGUUGAUAGGGACUUUUUGACUUGAAUAUUCAUGAUUACCUUACGUUCGUGAUUACGUUUCUUUCUGCCCCCUGUGUUUAUGCGAAUGCCUGUAUUUUUAAUGCUUGUUUUUUCAUGUCUUUACCUGUGUGUAUGUGUGUGUCAGCUGUCAGUGGUGCUGGUGGAGAUUGGCAGUAACCUGAUGCAGGUGGAUAAUCAGAUCCUGACCCAUGCCCAGAGAGAGAAGAAAGCCUGCAGCUCCAUAGUCCACUCUCUGGAGACUCUGGCCUGGCCCCAGCUCCACAGCCAUGCCCAGGACCUCUCCAUGGUACAACAACUGUUCCAUUUGAACAUGUUUUUAGGUUCUAUAUUAUUUUUACCUAACAGUCCUAAAUGUAAUCUGCAUUGUUUUUCCCCUAUAGCUCUCCAGGAACAUUGUAAUGGAGGCCCAUCUUAUCCGUCCGGCACACUUCACUGGCAUGAGCUGCACAGCUUACCAACGCCGGGAGACCUUGUUAGGCAACCUUGGGAUGGAGGGGGCAGAGCCCACCCACGAACAGCAGCUCCGCUUCCGCUGUACCACGGGCACCCACAACACCUCCAUAAACAACUUCCCCAUGAAGGUAAGCAAUGUCUCUGUCUCCCUCACCCAGACCUGAACCCAACCUCACCCACAAACAGGACUGUGGUUGUGUGUCUGUGGUACAAUGGCAGACAGUGCGUACGGUUCUCAUUAGAGGGAACACACCUCAGGGCUUGACAUACUGGAGAUGGCAUGGAUCCGCAUGUAGCACAGUCAUUUACAACAGCUGACAUGGAAGAGGGAGAAAAUCCCUCUCUCUCUCUCUCUCUCUCGCUCUCGCUCUCGCUCUCGUUCUCGCUCUCUCUCGCUCUCUCGCUCUGUCUCUCUAUUUCUCUGUCCCUCCCUCCCUCUAGAAUGCUGUAGCCCUGGCCUCUGUGGUCCUCCCUGCCUCUCUGUUCCCCCCGGACGCCCCGUCAGACUGUAAGCUCCAGUUUGUGGCGUUCCGUACAGGGAGGUUCUUCCCUUUCUCAGGGAACUCCAGCGGUCCUGGAGAGCACGCCCGCAGACACAGUGUCAACAGCCCUGUCAUCUACGUAGGCCUAGGUGAGGGAGCAGCUAUUACACUUUUAUUACACAAUUCAACAAAUUUACAGAGACGGGUCAAACCUGGUUAUUUUAAGAUAUUACAUAAUACAAAUGUAUGAGCUGGUGACAGUGAUAGAGAUGGUCAUCUCCUCCUUUGUGUUGCAGACGGGUGCAGUAUGUGGAACCACUCAGAGCCCAUCUUGGUGUCCCUGCGCCACUCGAUCCCGGGAAGUGACCCGGUGGCGGCCCACUGGAGCCUGCAGGCCCUGCAGCAACAGCAGGGGGGGUGGAGCCUGGAGGGCUGCCUACUGGCCCACACUGACUCUGCCACCUCCACCCUGCGCUGCUCUGUGCUCAGCAACUACGCCGUGCUGCAGGUAGGGCGAGAGCACAUCCUAGGAUCACUCACCCACUCUCAGAGACACAUGGUGGAUGUAAUGUAAUGAUGACUCUGCACAACACGCACUGCACAACACGUCACUUCCUGUUGAACGCGGAAUGAGGGAGAGCUCGGUUUGUUGUUUUGGAAAGUUUUGAAAGUCUAUUGAAAAAGUUUGGUUACUAGCUAGAUCCCACAAUGUGGUUGGCUUCAGUUCAGGACCUCUACUAUCUGUCCAGUGAUCUUACCGACCAAUGCCGGGUCUAAGGAGCUGCUUGGCGUAGCAGCUAGCUAGCUGCCUACCAAGCUAGUGCCGUUUUCUUGAGGGCUUGAACGCAGCCUGCGACGUGGAUAGCCAUUGUGGCUGGGACCGCGGAUUGGCCCGGGCUUGUGGUUAUCUAGAUCCCUGCUGUUUGUUGUUGUUGUUUCCAAUAUUCCCUUCGACCUGCCCUGUCUGGAACGGCAAGGAGUAACAGCGUAACCUACGUUGCUACCAUGACAAAGACCAAAGCUGGCGGGAGUACCAUUGAGGACAGUGGUGUCUCUCUAUCACAUGUGAAGGAUCUUUUAAUCAAACAAAAAUAGUUCUACAAACAGUUGUUACAACAACAAGAAAAUAGCUUCAAGUGUUGUGUCCAAAUACUGGUGGAGUCAACUAAUAAAAUAAUGGACGACCUGACCAGAGAGGUCCAGGACCUGAAGAACAGUUUGCAGUUCUCCCAGGGUCAGCUCGAUGAAUUUAUAUAGAAGAACGGCAAGAUGACAGCAAUUUGUAAGUCAGUGAGAGAGGACAUCAGUUCUGUAUGUGAAUCCAUGAUAACAAUGAUGGAGAAAUCAAAUUAUCUUGAGGGACAAUCAAGGCAGAACAACAUUGUUGUGGACGGAAUUGCAGAAUCUCCACAUGAGACCUGGACGGCGUCUAAGGACAAAGUGAGGGAAAUGAACUUGGAGAAACAGAAGAUGGACCACAGGAUGAUUGAGGUUUGAGCGCGCUCACAGGACUGGAAAACCCACCACCAGCCCAGGUGACAGGCCCAGGCCAAUAUUAGUCAAGUUCCUGAGGUUCAAGGACAAGGUAGCUGUUCUGGAAAGAGCCAAGAACUUGAGAGGAACGUAUAUCUUGCUCAACGAGGACUAUCCUGAAGCUGUGCGCCAGAAGAGGAAAGAACUUAUCCCAGCCAUGAAAGCUGCCAGAGCGCGUGCGGACAUUGCUUACAUCCGCUAUGACAGGCUCAUUGUCCACCCUCCCUCCCAAAAACCAAGAAGGGAUGAGAGAGCCAAGCCUAUGGGUUUGUAUCUUCAACCCUGCUGCGCACACACACACACACACACACUUACACACACAAACUGAUUAAUGGACUGCUGAAUGUAUUUUUUUUUCUCUUGCUUUGUUUGCUCUUUUCCAUAUUAUGUCUAUCUCUGAUAAGCUACCCAGGAAAGGGAUGAACAUAGUCCAUAUUAAUAUAUGUAGCCUUAGAAAUAAAGUUAAUGAAAUCAAUAACGUGCUAACAUCAGAUAACAUUCAUAUAUUAGCAAUUUCUGAGACUCACUUAGAUAAUUCAUUUGAUGAUACAGCAUUAGCAAUACAAGGAUAUAACAUCUAUAGAAGAGACAGGAAUGCUUAUGGGUGAGGUGUUGCUGUAUAUAUUCAGAGCCAUAUCCCUGUAAUGCUUAGAGAAGAUCUUAUUUCAAGUGUUAUUGAAGUGUUGUGGUUGCAGGUUCACCUGGCACAUCUAAAGCCUUUUCUUUUGGGGUGUUGCUAUAGGCCACCAAGUGCUAACAGUCAGUAUCUAAAAUGUUUGGGUGAAAUGCUUGAUAGGGUAUGUGAUGUAAACAGAGAGGUCUACUUUCUUGGGGACCUGAAUAUUGACUGAUUUUCAUCAAGCUGUCUGCUCAAGAGGAAGCUUCUCACUGUAACCAUUUCCUGUAAUCUGGUUCAGGUUAUUAAUCAACCUACCAGGGUGUUUACAGACACUACAGGAACACAAUCAUCCACAUGUAUUGAUCACAUGUUUACUGAUACUGUAGAACUUUGUUCUAAAGCUGUAUCCGUACCCAUUGGCCGUGUGGUGCCAGGACAACAACCUCUCCCUCAACGUGAUCAAGACAAAGGAGAUGAUUGUGGACUACAGAAAAAGAAGUGGACCGAGCACGCCCCCAUUCUCAUCCACAGGGCUGUAGUGGAGCAGGUUGAGAGCUUGGUGUCCACAUCACCAACAAACUAACAUGGUCCAAGCACGCCAAGACAGUCGUGAAGAGGGCACGACAAAACCUAUUCCCCCUAAGGAGACAGAAAAUAUUUGGCAUGGGUCCUCAGAUCCUCAAAAGGUUCUACAGCUGCACCAUCGAGAGCAUCCUGACUGGUUGCAUCACUGCCUGGUAUGGCAACUACUCGGCCUCCGACCGCAAGUCACUGCAGAGGGUAGUGCGUAUGGCCCAGUACAUCACUGGGGCCAAGCUUCCUGCCAUCCAGGAUCUCUAUACCAGGCGGUGUCAGAGAAAGGUCCUAAAAAUUGUCAAAGACUACAGCCACCGUAGUCAUAGACUGUUCUCUCUGCUAUCGCAUUGGCAAGUGGUACCGGAGCGCCAAGUCUAGGCUUCUCAACAGCUUCUACCCCCAAGCCAUAAGACUCCUGAACAUCUAAUCAAAUGGCUACCCAGACUAUUUGCAUAAGUCACGGCGGUUGGAUCCAAAAAUCUCAAAUUUGGACUCAUCAGACCACAGGACAGAUUUCCACAGGUCUAAUGUCCAUUGCACGUGUUUCUUGGUCCAAGCAAGUCUUCUUAUUAUUGGUGUCCUUUAGUAGUGAUUUCUUUGCAGCAAUUCGACCAUGAAGGCCUGAUUCACGCAAUCUCCUCUGAACAGUUGAUGUUGAGAUGUGUCUGUUACUUGAACUCUGUGAAGCAUUUAUUUGGGCUGCAAUUUCUGAGGCUGGUAACUCUAAUGAACUUAUCCUCUGCAGCAGAGGUACCUCUGGGUCUUCCUUUGCUGUGGCGGUCCUCAUGAGAGCCAGUUUCAUCAUAGCGCUUGAUGGUUUUUGCGACUGCACUUUCAAUUUUCCAGAUUGACUGACCUUCAUGUCUUAAAGUAAUGAUUGACUGUCGUUUCUCUUUGCUUAUUUGAGCUGUUCUUGCCAUAAUAUGGACUUGAUCUUUUACCAAAUAGGUCUAUCUUCUGUAUACCACCCCUACCUUGUCACAAAAAAACUGAUUGGCUCAAACGCAUUAAGAAUGAAAGAAAUUCCACAAAUUAACUUUUAACAAGGCACACCUGUUAAUUGAAAUGCAUUCCAGGUGACUACCUCAUGAAGAUGGUUGAGAGAAUGGCAAGAGUGUGCAAAGCUGUCAUCAAGGCAAAGGGUGCCUACUUUGAAGAAUCUCAAAUAUAAAAUAUAUUUUGAUUUGUUUAACACUUUUUUGGUUACUACAUGAUUCCAUAUGUGUUAUUUCAUAGUUUUGAUAAAGACAAACCCUGGAAUGAGUUAAGUGUUGGACCCCAGUAAGACUAGCUGUCGCUAUUGGCGUCAGCUAAUGGGGAUCCUAAUAUAUCUAAAGAAAAAUUGACUGCACUGGAUGAAUAUUCAUGUUAUUUUCUCAAGGUCUCAAGAUUUUAUACCAAGCCCCACAGUGCGGUCAUUGCAAAGAUAUUAAUAGUUAUCUUUUUCCUAGGAGGUUCCUGACUUCCCUCACUCCCCACCCAUGUCAGUGAGGGUACUCCACCCUGUGGUCUAUACCUGUACUGCAAUCCUCCUCCUCUGCCUCUUCACCAUCAUCAUCACACACAUAAUACACCACAGGUACCGUGUGUGUGUGUGUGUGUGUGUGUGUGUGUGUGUGUGUGUGUGUGUGUGUGUGUGUGUGUGUGUGUGUGUGUGUGUGUGUGUGUGUGUGUGUGUGUGUGUGUGUGUGUGUGUGUGUGUGUGUGUGUGUGUAUGUGUGUGUGUGUCUGCUAUCUGACCUACCCCACAGUGUCUUUAUGUCCAUCUAAUGCUCUUCUUUGUUUUCUUCCUCCUGCAGUUCUAUAAACAUAUCCAGAAAGAGCUGGCACACGUUACUCAAUACCUGCUUCCACGUCGCUAUGACCACAGCUGUCUACGCAGGAGGCAUCACCCUGACCAGCUAUCCAAUGGUGUGCCAGGCAGUAAGUCCCUCUCCUCUCAGACCCAGCUCAUGCUCUCUACAUGUGGUGUGUGUAGGCUGUGUGUAUGACCCUGUGUGAUUUGUGUCAGGUGGGCAUCGCUCUCCACUACUCCUCCUUGUCUACUCUGCUGUGGAUCGGGGUCAGUGCUAGAGUCCUCUACAAAGAGGCUGUCUGGAGGAUGCCACGGCAACCAGAGGGAGAGUCUCCUGUUCCACCUACUCAGCGGCCUAUGCUCAGGUCAGUGAUGUCAUCAGGGUGAGACAGAGUCAACUUUUAUAUGAGAAGGUUGUGAGUUAUUGUCAAACAGGUCAAUGGUUGAGUUGGGAGCUCAUUGUGGGGUGCUAUUUUAAAUGACUGUAUUCAUGUGAACGGACACCCUAACUGUGUCAUAUCAAAGACCACCAUUGUGUUUAGAACCAAGGAUCUUCUGUUUUAGAAAGCCUUGGAGGGAAAAACAGUAGACUACUGCUAAGGCACAAAAGAGCAGCAGUGACAGAUGCAGAGUGCUGAACCUAGAGCGGGGGAGGAGAGGAAUGUACGAGCCUGGGAUAACAGAGGUUGAGGAGAAUAUCGUAAAUCUGGCCAGGGUGAUGGAGGGGGCGCACUGUCCCCUCAUUACUGCCCCCCUCCCCUCCUCCUCCCCCUUUUCCCCCUCUGCCCUGGUGAUCCCUGGCUGUGAUCAUGUACUGUACUGUUGAUCUCUGUGGCUUUCCCAAACCCCUCUGUCGCCCACCGCCGCAUGGGGUCAGCCCUCCAAUGACGCCUGGCCCUGUGAUAAAUCACAACCCCCCCAGCAACCUGUUGCCCUUUGUUACACUUUAUCAGCUAGCGCAGCUGCCCAACUAACAGCUCAGUUCAGCUCAAGAGAUCACAGACAGCUAGCCUAGGGAUCACUACAGCUGUGAAAUGUAUGCUUGCUGGGAUAAAACAACAAAGGAGCAAAGCCGCUAAAUCUCAUACAGAAUAAACAGAAACUGAAAUGUAAUUUGUCAUACAGUCCUUGGGUUUAGUUGUUGUUUCCAAUAUUGUGUCUGGCACAUGAUACUUCACAUCUAAAUAAGUUCACUGUCAUUUAAUCUUACUUUCUUUUUCAUCUAAUUUUGUUGGAUCCCUCUAAUUUGUAUCUUUCCUGAAUACAGGUUCUAUCUAAUAGCUGGUGGUGUUCCUCUCAUCAUAUGUGGCAUCACUGCAGCUGUCAACGUCAACAACUAUGGGGCCAACAGCCCUUAGUGAGUGCUUCUCAUUUUACCGUUGACCCAUUGGCCCUUGACACAGUAUAUUUUGGUUUAGUGCUUAUUCAAGAGCUGAAUUUGACAUUUUUUAUGAGAUUUUGAAUAUACAGAGGAAUCCUUCUUUUGCUAUGACCUUGCUGACUUUUUUGUGGUAUUUUCCAGCUGCUGGUUGGUGUGGCAGCCCAGUUUGGGGGCCUUCUUUGUCCCCGCAGGCUUGGCGGUAUUGGUCACCUGGAUCUAUUUCCUGUGCACUGUGUUUCGCCUGAGGCAGCGGGUGUCCAAAGAGUGCCCAGGAUCCUCACUGUCCUCCCCUGUGCCUGAGAGCCAGCCAGCCCUGGGUAGAAGCACUAGUCUCAUGUCAACAGACUCUGUGGUGGGGACCAUGCACGCUGCGUUGACCCCAGAGGACCAGUACUCCCUGAAGGUGCAGUUCCUGGUGCUGGUGGCCACCCACUUCCUGUUCCUGGCCCUGUGGGGCUGUGGAGCCAUGGCCAUGUGGCUGACAGGGCACAGCAGCCUGUUGUUUAGCUGUCUCUAUGGGGUAGCUGCCACCGUGUUGGGGGUGUUCCUGGUGGUGCACCACUGCUUUCGACGCCUGGAUGUGCAGGCCUCCUGGCUGGGCUGCUGCCCAGGGUAUUGCCGCUCCCAGCCUAUGCCAGCCUACACGCACACCUGCACCACUGUUAGUGGGAUGCAGACCACCUCUGAAAAGGGAUCCCAGAUCUUCAUUGGCUGCCAUCCUCCAGGGGAUCCCCACAACUCCUCAUCAGCCAGGUCCUCCUCCACCCCCAGUGGGAUCAGCAGUGUGGGCCCUGGGCCCUGUAAGCUUACCAACCUGCUGCAGGUGGCACAAGACAAUACCAACAAUACCACUCAUGCCCCAGCAGGCAUCAACACCAGCACCAGUACGGACAAUAACAACAAGCAAGCUAACAACCUGCUGCCCACCAUAGCCCCUGUCCAGCCUCAGAGGAGGAAGGUCAGUGGCAGAACUAAACAAGGGAGCAGCCAGUAUCACCACCGAGGUGAAGGCAGAGGUCACUACCGUCUCAAAGUCAUGAGGGCUGGUGGGGGAGGGGGCAGUAUGGGAGCACUGGGACCUACAGGUAUAGAGCAGCACAACGCUGCCCAUCCAGCCCACAAACAGGCCACUAGUGAGAACGGCAGCGUACAUCACAGCCACUCUGAGAGCCAUGUCAGCCCGAUAACCAACUGUAAUGGUAGGAGAGUGGGGGAGACAGUGGCUACCAGCCCCUCAGAGGGAAGUGACGGGGGCAGCAGCGGCAGCCGUAAGCCCUUCCCUCUGCUCCCCUCUGUGGCCAGCAGGGUGGCUAUGCAAGGUAAUAGGCGCAGCGCCAGCCGAGACAAUCUGAAACUGGCAGCGGCUGCAGAGCGUGAAGCUAAGCGCAGCUCCUACCCUCUGAACAGCAUUACUACCACUGUGCCAGGGGUUGCCCCUAACGGCACCCUCAAGAGCUCUGUGAUAGAGCUGGAGUUGGACACAAGUGGCACGGACCAUUCCCAGAGCUCUGUGGGCAUGAAAAGUAUGUGGAAGAGUGAAACUACAGUGUGA